Molecule: messenger RNA, 1799 nt
Organism: Lutra lutra (Eurasian river otter)
Lineage: Eukaryota; Metazoa; Chordata; Mammalia; Carnivora; Mustelidae
Gene: FGF22
Product: fibroblast growth factor 22
Exons: 3
Coding region: 16-690 (224 amino acids)
Biological process (GO): positive regulation of protein phosphorylation; regulation of cell migration; cell differentiation
Cellular component (GO): cytoplasm
Molecular function (GO): growth factor activity; fibroblast growth factor receptor binding
Source: RefSeq, a predicted model, not a curated record
UCGGGGCGCGGGGCGAUGAGCGGCCGCCUGUGGCUGGGCCUGGUGUGGCUGCUGCUGGCACGGGCGCCCGGCGCCGCGGGGACCCCGAACAGUCCGCGGAGAGCACGCAGCUACCCGCACCUGGAGGGCGACGUGCGCUGGCGGCGCCUCUUCUCCUCCACGCACUUCUUCCUGCGCGUGGACACCAGCGGCCGCGUGCAGGGCACCCGCUGGCGCCACGGCGCCGACAGCAUCAUUGAGAUCCGCUCCAUCCGCGUGGGCGUCGUGGUCCUCAAGGCUGUGCACACGGGCUUCUACGUGGCCAUGAACCGCAGGGGCCGCCUCUACGGGUCGGUUCCAAGAGCGCAUCGAGGAGAACGGCUACAACACCUACGCCUCGCUCCGCUGGCGUCACCGUGGCCGGCCCAUGUUCCUGGCACUGGAUGGGCAGGGGGCCCCACGGCGUGGCGGCCGGACACAGCGGCACCACCUGUCCACCCACUUCCUGCCCGUCCUGGUCUCCUGAGACCCCAGGUCUGCAGGAUGCCUGAGCUGCACAGCCAGGGGCCUGGGGCCGGUGAGGUCCAGGCCGUGGCCAAGCCGGUCUGGUCACUCAUCUUCUCCCCAAGCAUUCAUGGAGUGUGGGCUAGGUGCCAGGCUGGGGACACUGCAGGUCCCCACGGACACGACCUGACCCCCAGGAGUGCCUGAGUGGGGGGGAGGUGGACACUGAGCUGAGCAGAGGCCACAGGUAUCCAGUCACAAGCUGGGCCACGGAGGCCCAUGAUGGACAUGGCCAUGUGUCACCAGAAGGGCUGGGACACAGCCUAGGCAAAGGCUCUGUGAUGGGAGCCCAUUGGGGUGUCUGAGGCAGGUAGGUUGGGAGAGGCUCGGGCAGAGCAAGGUCUGAGGGCUGGGGGAGAGAGGGCGACAUGGACAUGCCACAGGGUAAGAGGUCCCCGUCCUCGUCCCGGGAGCUGGGACAUGUCCCCUCCCGUGGCAGAGGGGACCUUGUCAGGGCCCCAAGGUGGGGGUGACUCUGGGUUCCUGAGGGGGCCAGCGUCCUCACCAGGUUCUUACGAGAGGGAGGCAGAGGGCAGGGGUCCCAGAGACGGGCAGACCCCGCGCUGCUGACAGGGAGGAUGGAGGGGGGCCGCAGGCCAGGAAAGGGCAGGAGUCGGGUCUCCCUGGGGCCCUGGGGAAAGGUGACGAGCCUUCCUUUCUGUAUUUCUGAGCCUAGAACUGUCAGGGAAUCGGUGUGUGGUGGUCACAGGGCAUAGAAUGAACACAGAAGCACAUGCACACACGCGCGGUCUGAAGCUGCUUGAAGGGCAGCCGCGGCCAGGGCCCCUCCGCUCCUGUGGAGCAGGCGCAGUGGGUCGGGGAGUUGGAGAGGGCACGUGCAGGCCACAGGGGCUCCGUGUCUGCAUCCUCCAGGGGCUCAGGGGAACCUGGGGUGGCCGUGCCUGCUGCCCCCCAGCACCCCUGAGCCCUCACCCCCAGGCUGAGCCCCAGCAGACAGAAAAGGGGCAGAGGGAAGAGCCCAGGUUCAAAGCCCAGCUCUGCAGCCUUGGGCCAGGUGGGUCGGCUCAGGUGUCCCACCCCGGGAGGCAGUCCCUGGGGCGGGAUGCAGUCGCCCACCCUCUCAGCAGCCACCUUCCACUUAAAACAUGGAGAGUGAAGCCAGGGAGCAGGUGCCAGCCAGGGCGUGCUGACCAGAGGAUGUUCGCCGUGGGCGGGGACGGCCGGGCAGGGGGGACCGCUGGUCCUCGGUGGCUGGGGCUUCCCAGCAGCUGGGUCCACCCCCAGGGAAGCUCUGU